Molecule: messenger RNA, 1385 nt
Organism: Prorocentrum cordatum
Lineage: Eukaryota; Dinophyceae; Prorocentrales; Prorocentraceae
Source: the annotation of a GenBank genome assembly
CGCUUCGCCGCGCUCGAGCUGCGCGCGCGGAGCACGCAGGCGCAGGGCGCGGGGGCGGUCACUCCCGUGGCGGUGGCGGUGGCGCUGGCAGGCAUGGUGCUUGUGGCGGAGGCGGCCGUGGUCAUCGCGGGCCUGGCGGCCGCGUCGGAGGCGCGCUGCCCGCGGGGCAUCGCGGCAGUCGAGGGGAUCGUCGUGAAGGUCGAAGUGCGUGUGCUCGCGACCUCCAAGCUGGUCGAGCUGGCCAAGUACACGGAUGGCUCGGCGAACGAGCUUGGUCAGGAGGGGAUCGCGCCCGCGUUCGAGGUGAACUACCUUGGCGCCGAGGAUCCCUGCGACAUCGCGGAAAUGGAGCGGGCGUUCAUCGACCUGGACGGGGACUCGUGGCUGCAGGCUGAUGAGGUCUUCAGUGAUGCGGUCAUCCACGUGGCCCGCUGGCGCUAUGCCGCGCUGCCCUGCAAGGGCUACAAGGUGCUCACCGAGCCGCGCGCGGGCCCUCCCGCGGACGACGAGGCGAGGAGCCGCAGCCCACGGCGCGAGGCCUCCACGGGGGCUCGUGGUUCCCGCGAUGGCGGAGACCGUGGCGACGCUUCUGACAGCGUUGGUGCUGGAGGUGGCACGAGCACUCGGGCUGCAGCUCCAGGCGCCAGGGAGCGCGACCUCCGAGGCAAGCUCGGCGCGCCCUUAUGGACCGCCCUCAGGGCGAGGCCGAUCGAGCAGGCGGCAAGGCGCCCGCGGCCACUGCUGUGGAGCGCGCAGCCCAGCUCGCGGCUGCCGAGCGCGCCGACGCCGACGUCGCUCGUGGAGACCAGGGCCGCCACCGCCGGCGCGAAGGCCCUUGGCCGAGACCGCUCUGGCAGCCUGCAGGAGAAGCUGGCCGGCAAGGUCCACGGUUGCAGGAGCAGCAGCGGCGGCAGCUCGGGGCCACAUGUUACGGGCGCCCGACUCUCCGCGCGGGACCGUGCCAAGCGCGCGGUGGAAAGGAAGCCGGGCAAGAUCGCGCAGCGCGCGAUGGCGAAGAUGCGGCGUUAUUUGCAGGGGAACAACGCGGUGGUCGACGACGCGGACCUGGCGUUACUGGCGUUCGUCACGCACUUCGCGAGCGAGUUCACCCCGAGCACGAAGAGCACGCUUCCAGCGAGGAACGACCAGGAGGUGCGCGCCCUCGCGGCCGCUGUGGACUGCGUGCCCCGCGGCGACCUGGCCCGCGCGACGGGCGCACUGGUCCGGCAGUUCAAGAGCGCGGGGCAGCUGCACUACUACCGCGACGAGCAGGCCGACACGAGGAUGCAGCGUCUCCAGCAGCAGGCCACCGAGUGCGGUUCGAGGAUCAGGCGGAGCGAGUUCGCGUCGGCCCUGGCAGCCCAGCGAGCGCGGUCCGCCGCGAG